AUGGCGGCCCCAUCCGGCUCGCAAUCGGAUUCAGAAGGCACGGACGAGGAGGAUACUGGCUCGACAAAGUGGAAGUGGAGUGAGCUGUCGCCGUUUGCACUAACGGCCGCUCUUCCAGAGGAUACACGGCCUUCUGACGAGCUUUGCCAGCGCUUGCGCUGGAUCCGACUCUUUUGGUGGAAUGUGCUGUUGGUUGUCUAUGCCUUGUUGCUGCUUGUGUCCAGCACGGACAGGGAGCUUUCGAGUGCUCUUCGACAAGAGGCAGUGGAAGAGCUCUUCCCGGACUGGAACAAAGCCGCCGAGCGCAUGAAGGAGGGUGCGAAAACUCCAGAGCUGAAGGAGCUACUGCACGUGGCGGAUGUGUCCACAACGCUCUCGCUCUUCAAUGACCGCUGUCGGGACCAGUCCUUCGUCAGCACCUCGCUGAAGGCCGUGUGGGAGUGCAAGCUCUUUGACGUGGUGGUGAACGGGCUGUCAGGUGCAGAAUGGGACCCUGCUAUGAACCGACACCUUCCAGACUCGGACUCUGACAAUGUCUUCGGCCACGGCAAGAAAGGCGUCUUCGAGACAAAGAUCGAUGCUAGCUCCAGGGACCUGGCGCAGGAGCGGCGAAGGGAGAUGGAUGUGAUCUGUAGUGACAUUUUCUUCCAGAACCAUGUCGUGAUCGGAGAUGACCCUAAGCUCAUUCCUAGGGGCGACGCGACCGCGUUUUCCGAGAAGGUUGUGAAGCCGGCAACGCAGGGAGGCAGCUUGCAUCCUGACUUCGAUGCCAAUACCAUCCGUGGUUUCGGUCAGACUGCCAUCAUGGACAGCCUCGCCCAUCUUCACAACGAUGAGCAAGAGACGCGAAAAGACAUGGAAAAGAUCACCAGGGCGCUCCACCUGGAUCUCCAUCAUGGUCGAGAGUCAGCCGAGGAGGCCGACUCGCUCCUGGAACGCCCUCGUGCCAGUUCUCCUGCUGGAGGGCACGGUUCAGCCCGCCUCCACCGACGGAACCCUUGGCUCAUCGACGUGGAUGCAGAGGACGUGGAGGGAGACCGGGCGGCAAGCUCGGCAAGCCUCCUGCAGGCGAAAGAGGAUGGGUCUGCCAUGAAUGAAUCUGCAAGACAAGAAGAGCGGGAGAAGGUUGCAGAGGACGAUGCAUACUAUGGACCAGGCUGCUUUGACUCCCACGAUGUUGCAGGGCUUCUGCGAGACCUUUGGGCGAGUCACAUAGGCGAUGGGGGCCAGAACAUGAAUAUGAAUGCGGCAAAAGCCAUGCUGAAAGAAGUCCUGCCGAAUAUGACAAGUGCUAGCUUAGAAAGACUCUGGCAGUCAAUAAACGUGGAUGACGACGGCAACGGCUCGCUGAGUGCGAAGGAGUUCUUGGAUUUCGCGGAGAAUCAUCUUAGAGAGCUGCAGUUUCCUGUCAGAGGCUACCUGAACUUGGAGUGCAGGAACCAUCACUUUAGCCUCCUUGGCCUCUGCAAGCCCGCAUCCAUCUCGGUGUUGUACCAGAUUGGCUUUGUGCCUACAACAACUGGGUCUGGGCUUGUUCAAGGCAUCAGCGGCACCCGGAUGCACAUUCGAAUGAUUUUCUCACAGAUCGAGCCUGGAUCUGGCUGGUACAAAGCCGAUCUGCGGAUAUUGGUGAAGAGCCAAGUGGGCAACAUCUCCGUCAAGGUCAUGGUGCUGAUGGCUGCAGUCUUGACACUGUGCUUGGUCCUGACUCUCUUCGAUACCGCACUGACGCUGGUGCUGUUGCCACUGAACUUAUUGCGUGUGCUGAAGCUGGAUUUGCCCAGCAGUACAUCCUACGAGGAAAUCGAGCAUAUGCUGUGGCUAAAAGUCCUGUGCAUCGUCGACGCCAGGGGCGUGCUGAGUCGCACUUCCGCGUCCCUCGUAAUAUUGAGUGAGCGACUCAUUGGGAUCUUCUUUGCGGCUGCAUGCGUGCAAGCAGCGAGAGAAGCCGUUAUGCCAAACUCAAUGCCCAUGGGUGGUAUGAGUGAGCAAUGUGUGUAUGCAUGGCUGCGAGCAAACAAGGAGUGGAUCAUCAACUCCGUGAAGGGAAACUACGUCGAGCAUGGCCUGAGCGUCCUUACCUACGUGCAUGAGUGUACGUCUCUCCAUGGAGUCGAGUACGUUGGAGAGCUCGCCUUCCAACUUCUUUUCGAGGAGGAGGGCAGCUACCAUGCAUUGGUGGUAGGCUUGGUUUUCCUGCGUGUCCUGGAGAGCUUUAACCUGAGCUAUCGGCUCCGCUGGCUCCCGCGCACGAUUUUCCUGGCCAAGUUCAAGCUCAUCAACUUUGUAAUCGCCUAUGUCGCAUUGGUUGCAGGCUUUGCGCUGCUGAUGACCCUCUAUUUUGGCGAGCUGUAUAUGCAGUACUCAACGCUCGACAGGUCAUUCCACACGCUUCUUGUGUACAGCUUCGGCAUGACCGAACGUGCCACCUACGGAAUGAAGCCCUUCAUCGAGCGCAGCGGUGGCCACUUGUAUGCGGCACUGUUUGUCUUCAGUGUCUUUAUGGUGACGAUCAUCUUGAACAUGUUCACUACGAUUGUUAUCGAUGCUUUCGCGGCUGAGGGAGAUCCAGACAAGUUCUCACGAAUGUACCAGGAGGAGGUCAGGGGCCUCACCCACUCGCUCCUGAGCUUCUUUGGGAAAGGCCAUGUGGUGGCCCGACAGCUGCGGAAGACCCACCGUCUCUCCGUCCACAAGCUCGACCAGGGCCAGUCAUCACAGCAAUCGCGGGGGUCCCUCGCCAGCCUUCUGGGCCAGCAGGAGAAGGUGGAGGAGAAGGUGGAGGAUAAGGUGGAGGAUAAGGAGGUGAAGGAGGUGAAGGAGCAGAAGGAGGCCGAGUCCUGA
Symbiodinium natans is the source of this 2844-nucleotide messenger RNA. The record is from the annotation of a GenBank genome assembly. NCBI's taxonomy places the organism in Eukaryota, Dinophyceae, Suessiales, Symbiodiniaceae.